This is a messenger RNA of Alosa sapidissima (American shad), 1822 nucleotides long. Its product is annotated as apoptosis facilitator Bcl-2-like protein 14. Gene Ontology annotation, biological process: regulation of apoptotic process. The transcript has 6 exons. The record is from RefSeq and is a predicted model, not a curated record. Lineage: Eukaryota; Metazoa; Chordata; Actinopteri; Clupeiformes; Clupeidae. The coding region runs from base 661 to 1383 and encodes 240 amino acids.
CCAGAACCUAGUGGUAUUUGCGGGGCCUUGUCGUGGAAAAGUUUGGGAACCCCUGGAUCAUAUCAUUGUUCUAUCAAGUCUGCAGUCUUUCCCAUGCUUGUGGUUGUGUUUACUGAACCAGACUAAGAGUUUUAGGCUCAGUAUAUGUUGAGAUAGGCCUACUCAUUUUUGGUGGCUUGAAAUAUAAAUUGAAAUGGCUUGAAAUAGUUCACAUCUAAUGAAUCUAGAAUAAAUGAAAGAUUUACUUUUUGAAAUAAAUUAGGGGGGGGAAAUGAACUUUCCCGUUAUAUUAAAGCGCAUUUUUUAUGCUUUUUCUCACAAAUGAUCUUUAAUUUUUUCUAAUUCAUUUUUGUUGCUUGAGGUGGGUUCUGCUGAUAUAUUAAGAACACUUACACUACACAUUUGGAUACCAGGACCCCUGACCUUAAAUUGUAAAACUGAAAGUAAUUUUGCGCUGAGCCCAGCCAAUUCAUUGGACCAUUCGCGCAAUGCAACCUAGCGGCGAGCACACCGCAUAUGCCGCUUCCUGUCAUCAGUAUAGGCGCGUAUGGCGAUUUGAUUAAGGAAGUAGGCCUGAUAACUUUAUCUUUAUGACUUCCUACUUAUUUUGCACAGCCGAACAUACUGUAGGACAAGUGUGUAACUCCGUAGCCUAGAGCAAUGGAGACCAUUUCAGGAGAAGUCAGUCCAACAGCUGCCUCGGUGGACGAUAGCACUGAAUUUAAGUUGCUCCAGGCAUACUGCACCAGGCGGAAAAAGAGGAGUUCUAAAAGAAGAAGCGCUUUGAACGAGUCGCUGGUCACUCCACUGAAGUUACCCCACCACACUUCUCAACUCAAGCCAAACCAGAAAGCUGUAGGAUCGAGUGGUUUAAGACGUGUUGCCCAGGGACUAGCCCCACCGGAUGAGUUGGGCAGUGUUGCUGACAAGCUUACCCAGAUCGCCGACAAUGUAGACCUCGUUCCUGAUGUAGUGACUGAUAGCGAUGGUAUUUCGUCUAAUGCAGAUCUUAUCCAGAAACUUGUUGAACUCCUGAGGGAAGCUGGGGAUGAACUGGAUGGAAAGCUUAAAAAGAACCCAGAGCUGGUCAAACAGCUCCAAGGCUCCUUCUCUUACAGCUUAUUUGAGAAGGUAACCAAGACUUUCUUGGACUGCGUUGUCCCCUCCUGGGCUGGUAGUACACAUGGCACCCAGCAGGCCCAGAUAGCCAUGACCUUUGAGGUGACUAGCAGGCUCUCGACUCUGGAUGUGCAGCCCAUGAACCGAAUUAUGGGCUUCGGAGCCCAUUUCCUGCAGCAGAACUUCUCUGGAUGGGUGCAGAAGUAUGGAGGCUGGGAGAAAGCCUUUGAUGGGCAGGACGAUGAAGAUGAGGUCCAGUCUUGAUCACAGUGACUUUGAGAAACAUACUGAGGACACAACAUGCCAGGACAAGCCAGUCAAUGACUCCACUGUAUGAAUUCCAUUAAUUGAUUGUUGAUUAUACUGUAUUUUCUUAUCAGAAUUUCUCUUUUAAUACUGUUUUUUUUUGUUAUUAAUGUUUUUGUUUCUUUUUUAUGUUUGUUUUUGACUCUGCUGUCAUGUGACAGCAAAACAUGAAUAUAAAUGUGAAGAGCUUUCUUGAAAAUUAAGAGCUCAUACACGUUCAGGAAAUUGUAUGCUAUAGUAAGCGUCCUUAAAUAAAGUGUUGAUGAUUACAAUGUUUUCAUAAGAAGAAAACCAGCAUUAUAUAAGAGGGCUCUGCAAUGACUCAUUGCCACUGGCCUCACACUGAAAUGGCUGGGUCUGUGUUGCCGAAUAAAACCUUAGGUCUUAUGACACUUGA